Messenger RNA from Sugiyamaella lignohabitans, 1437 nucleotides. It is a transcript of the gene ERG4, whose product is annotated as delta(24(24(1)))-sterol reductase. The record is from RefSeq and is a predicted model, not a curated record. Gene Ontology annotation, molecular function: Delta24(24-1) sterol reductase activity. The transcript has a single exon. NCBI's taxonomy places the organism in Eukaryota, Fungi, Ascomycota, Dipodascomycetes, Dipodascales, Trichomonascaceae. The coding region runs from base 1 to 1437 and encodes 478 amino acids. Gene Ontology annotation, cellular component: endoplasmic reticulum membrane. Gene Ontology annotation, biological process: ergosterol biosynthetic process.
AUGGUGAGCUCUGCCGAAAUCGGAAAGAAGAAAGAUCAGGCCAAAGCAGUGGCUGAUGCCGCUGCUGAAGGCACCGCCGACUCUAAAGAGGUCCGAUAUGAUCCUACUAUGAUGAACGGACCAGUCGAAUACGAGUUUGGUGGUCCUAUUGGUAACAUUGCCAUGAUGUUUGGAUUCCCUGCUCUCAUGUGGUAUAUGUGGGCUUGUUAUAAGCAUAACAACUGUCAACUUAUGGGACCCGCUGACGGCGAAUCUGUUGUCGAAUUUGUCAAGAGAAUCUAUGGCUAUGUUCUUGAAGGUGCUUAUCCUACUCGUCAAGCCUGGAAAAUUGAAUGGGGAUUCCUGUUAUUUCAACUGGCUAUUUCAGUUGUUUUGCCAGGUUUCUGGACUGAAGGUCAACCCGUUCCUCAUUUGGGAUUCAAGAAACUGAAGUACUUCUGUAAUGCAGUUGCUUCUUUCUAUUUCUCAAUUGCUGUCUCACUUGCCCUUCAUUUCACUGGCAUUUUCCCCUUGUAUACCAUUAUUGACAAGUUUGGUGAAAUCAUGUCGGUGGCCAUCAUUUCUGGAUUCCUUAUUUCGUUUGCUGUUUACUUCCGCGCCUUGGCUGACGGAACUGCAGUCAGAAUGUCUGGAAACCAUAUCUACGACUUUUUCAUGGGCGCUCCGUUGUAUCCUCGUAUUGGAAUUGUCGACCUCAAACUCUUCUUUGAGGUUCGUCUUCCCUGGUUCACCCUGUUUUUCCUAUCUCUUGCUGCUGUAUUGAAGCAGUACGAGGAGUACGGAUAUAUCAGCAACCAGGCCUGGUUCGGUAUGUAUGGUACCUGGUUGUAUGCCAAUGCUUGUGCCAAGGGUGAGGAGCUUAUUGUUCCUUCUUGGGAUAUGUUCUACGAGAAGUUUGGUUUCAUGCUUAUUUUCUGGAACAUUGCUGGUGUUCCCUUCACCUACUGCUUCAACACUUUGUAUAUCGCCAGCCGCGAUCCUGCCGAGUACCGUGGCUCAAUCCAGUGGAAUGUCUUCCUUUGGGUUCUUAUCAGCGUUGCCUACUACUUCUUUGACACUGCCAAUGGACAAAAGAACUCGUUCCGUCAGCAAAUGAAGGGCAACUUCAAGCGCCGUAACACCUUCCCUCAACUGCCCUACCAAGUAGUCAGCAACCCUGACUACAUCAAGUGCAAGAAUGGAAGUACUUUGUUGACCGACGGUUGGUUCAAAUACGCUCGUAAGGCUCACUACACCGCCGACUUCACACAAAACUUGUGCUGGGCUCUCAACACUGGCUUCAACUCCCCUCUCCCCUACUUCUACCCAUUCUUCUUUUUCUGCAUGAUUCUCCACCGUACUGCCCGUGACUUCGACAAGUGCGAGAAGAAAUACGGCGAGGACUGGGAAGAGUACAAAAGAAGAUGCCCAUACAUCUUCAUCCCCUAUGUGUUUUAA